Pundamilia nyererei is the source of this 924-nucleotide messenger RNA. Lineage: Eukaryota; Metazoa; Chordata; Actinopteri; Cichliformes; Cichlidae. The record is from RefSeq and is a predicted model, not a curated record.
AUGGAAGGUCGCUACGUCAAUGUGAUCAUACCAGGAAUUAAGAGAUAUAUGACUCUGUGUGAAGUGGAGGUGUUUGCUUCUCUAUCUGUGCCAGAUGUUGUCAUUCCUCCACCUCCUCCCAGCCCUCCUCCCACUGUGAGCCUGCAGCUUGGUGGCAGGAACGUGACGGUGGUGGGAGAGAGGCUCUGCUGGUCUGAUGCUCUGAUGUACUGUAGACGUUAUUACUGGGACCUGCUCAGCCUUCACAACCAACAGGAGCAAAGCGAGUUGGAGCAGCUGCUGAGCCUCGUUCCUUUCUCCCUCACUGACCAUGUCUGGCUGGGACUGCGCAGGUGUGCUGUCAUCUCUCACAUUCCCAGCGGACAAGCGUUUUAUUUUCCAUGUAACUCUGUGAAGGGACGCUACGUCACUGUGUUUUUACCAGGAAGUGCAAAGGUCCUGAGUCUCUGUGAGGUUGAAGUGUACUACGUGCCAGAUGUUAUUACGACUCCUCCACCUCCUCCCACCCCUCCUCCACCUGUGAGCCUGCAGCUUGGUGGCAGGAAUGUGACGGUGGUGGGAGAGAGGCUCUGCUGGACCGAUGCUCUGAUGUACUGUAGACGUUAUUACUGGGACCUGCUCAGCCUUCACAGCCAACAGGAGCAAAGUGAGUUGGAGCAGCUGCUGGGCCUCAUUCCUUUCUCCCUCACAGACCACGUCUGGAUGGGACUGCGCAGAUCCCUCAGAGCAGACGAGUGGUUCUGGAUGUCUGGAUAUUCCAUGAAUUUCUUAAAUUGGCCACAAGAUUUUGUUCCUGACAGCUACUCCAGCACCUGUGGAGGCGUGGCCAGCAUGGAUAACUUCCUCUGGCAGGACCAGCCCUGUGCUGACAAUGCUGUGCAGAGAGUUCAUUUCUACAGCACCAAGGAUCCAACAAGUCCAUAG